AUGUCCACCCAGGAUGAAGACAUCAAUGCUCCUCUCCUGGAAGGAAAUCUUGCGCCAGAGUAUGGGAGUACUGCAGGCCCUGCGUCUAGCCUAGCGCCCCAUGCCUCAUUUCGGCGGAACUUGGGCACGUCCGAGGCGUUCAGCAUCAUCAUCAAUAUCGUAAUCGGAAGCGGGAUUUUCACCUCUCUUGGCGCCAUUGACACCAAUGUCCCCUCCCCAGGUGCGGCCCUGGUCGUUUGGUUUGUGGGGGGCAUCUUGGCUUGGACAGGUGCUGCAACUAUGGCCGAGCUCGGGGCGGCGAUUCCGGGUGAAGGAGGCGUCCAACAGUACCUCCAGUAUAUCUAUGACGAGGCCUUUGGCUUCCUUGCCGCGUGGACAUGGGUCGUUGCGGUAGUGCCGGCCUCACUCGCCAUCUUGAGCAUUGUGUUUGUGGAAAGCAUCUACUCUGCGACCGGGGUGACCGAUCAACCCGAUAGGAUGGCACAUAAGCUUUUAUCCUCUCUGGUGUUGCUCAUAAUUAGCAUGGCGAACUCGGUCAGUACCCAGUUCAGCACGCGGCUUAACACAUUCUUUCUCACCACAAAGUUCGCUGCUAUCGCACUCACUGUGGUUGCGGGACUGGGUGUCGUCCUCUAUCACCUUGCUGGCUGGGAUAGGGAUAAUUCAGGCGAACCACAGGACUGGCUGACGAGAGCCUGGUUUGGUGCUCGCAACACCGUUGGCUUGGACGGGAGGGAGAUAGAGUGGCAGAAGUUACAUGGGUGGGAAUCUCUCGGUCAUUAUUCCGCCGCACUUUAUGGUGCACUGUGGGCAUACUCUGGAUGGGAUAAGUUGCCUUUAGCCAUCAAUACCGCGGUUCCCAUUGUCAUCCUCAGUUUCAUCGCAGUGAAUAUUGCCUACUAUAUCCUCCUGCCUUGGAGAGUAGUGUCCACAACAGAUAGUGUAGCAGUGACAUCGUUUAGUCACCUACUUGGACCAACAUUUGGGGCCAUAGCAGCGGGUCUUAUAUGCCUGGUGGUGGCAGGAUCCUUGCUGGGAAGUUCGUUUGUCGCCAGUCGCAUUGUGGUUGCUGCAGCCAAUUCCAACUGGCUGCCCGCCUUCCUGGCCCGCAUUGGCUCAGUUUCAGGGCGAUCGACCUCGACAGCAGAUGCCCCCAUCAAUGCGAUUCUCUUCUCUACCGCCUGUUCCAUUGUCUACAUUUUCUUCGGGAACUUUCGGGUCUUGGCGACAUUCAGUGGUCUGUCUGCGUAUAUCUUUUUCUUCCUGACCAUGGUCGGCGCUAUCAUCCUUCGGGUUCGUGAACCAGAGCUGCCCCGCCCGUACAAACCGAUGAUCUGUGUUCCCGUUAUAUUUGCUCUGGUAAGUGGGUGUGUGGUUGCUCGUGGCGCUGUUUUUGCUCCUGUGCAGGCCGCGGUGCUCAUUAAACUGUGGCUGGUGGGCCUAGGGUUGUAUAGUGCGAGGAGGCAAUGGAUAGGGAAGGGAGAGGCGGAGAGUAGCGAGCAAUAGCUUCGAUACACGAUGCAAAAGCGUGAGGGAGGCGCGCUGGAUGACAGCUCAAACCAUGUGUUUCCCAGUCGGGUCAAUUUCGGGAUCGCCCUUGUGGAAUUCUUACAAAGGGCAAAAGGUACUAGUCCCCUCACCCUGCUGGUGAAAAGUGGCCGGGGAUGCGUUCCCCGCAUCGAUGGGAAGAUUGGUCAUAAUGAAGUAGUGGUGAGUUGAUUUCCGUCAAGCAAUUCACCUGGCUGACCUGAAAAUGCACCGGAGUUCGGAAGUGCAUAUCCGAUGCACCGGCAAGGACAUCACCUUCUGUUGCACAACGGUCGCGACUUCUCACUUGAUCACCAGAUAAUUCUA
Messenger RNA from Aspergillus costaricaensis CBS 115574, 1854 nucleotides. RefSeq names its product amino acid transporter. The transcript has 4 exons. Gene Ontology annotation, cellular component: membrane. The coding region runs from base 1 to 1506 and encodes 501 amino acids. Lineage: Eukaryota; Fungi; Ascomycota; Eurotiomycetes; Eurotiales; Aspergillaceae. Gene Ontology annotation, biological process: amino acid transmembrane transport. Gene Ontology annotation, molecular function: L-amino acid transmembrane transporter activity. The record is from RefSeq and is a predicted model, not a curated record.